Molecule: messenger RNA, 758 nt
Organism: Zerene cesonia (dogface butterfly)
Lineage: Eukaryota; Metazoa; Arthropoda; Insecta; Lepidoptera; Pieridae
Product: dynein light chain 1, axonemal-like
Exons: 5
Coding region: 1-642 (213 amino acids)
Cellular component (GO): cytoplasm
Molecular function (GO): protein kinase binding
Source: RefSeq, a predicted model, not a curated record
AUGGCUGUUAACAAGGCAACAACGAUAAAAGAGGCUAUAAAACGAUGGGAGGAGAAAACUGGACAUCACGCGUCAUCUGCAACAGAAGUCAGUCUUAUAUUUCAAUGGCCGCCAAUUGAGAAAAUGGACAAUACGUUAUCGUGUUUGACCCAUUGCGAGAAAUUAAGUUUAUCAACAAAUGUGAUCGAAAAGGUGACUGGAUUGAAUAGCUUGAAAAAAUUAAGAGUUUUGUCUUUGGGAAGGAAUUAUAUUAAAUCGUUCGCAGGAAUGGAAUGUUUAAGCGAUACUUUGGAAGAGUUAUGGAUAUCAUAUAAUUUGAUAGAAAAACUCAAAGGCAUCAACGUUUUGAGAAAUUUGAAAGUUUUAUACAUGAGUAACAAUUUGGUGAAAGAGUGGAGCGAAUUCAAUAAACUACAGGAACUCCCGAAUCUAGAUGACCUUUUGUUCGUUGGCAACCCUCUGUAUGACGCGUGCGAGCUUGACACUUGGCGCUCAGAGGCGGCGCGACGUUUGCCCAAUUUGAAGAAAUUAGACGGAGAAACUGUGCUACGGGACGACGAGCCACCGUUAACUGUUGCCGAUAUGCAGCCUGACGGCGGCGACGCUGUGGAGACUUUAGUUAGUGCGGAAACCAACGAUUAAAUAAUAAAGUUCCACUACGAAACAUUCUAUUCUUUAAAACACCAUUAUAUUAGCUUCACCCCUUUGUUUGUAUGUAACCUUAGGAUUCGAUUUUGAUCCACUUUAAAUGAACAGAC